AUGGCUAGUCUGACUAAACUUGAGUUCGUUGCCCUUCAAAGCUCGGGCAAGAGCUAUUUUUCAUGGGUACUAGAUGCUGAAAUCCAUUUGGAUGCAAUGGGUCUCGGAGACACUAUUAAACUUGAAAAUAAAGCAUCAAAACAAGAUUGUGCUAAAACAAUGAUAUUCUUGCGUCAUCAUAUUAACGAAAAUUUAAAAAUUGAAUAUCUCACAGUCAUACAUCCAAAGGCACAAUAUGAAUGGAUGCAUUUAAGGAUACAAGACUUUAAGUCUAUUCAUGAAUACAAUUCUGCUAUGUUCAGAAUUACUUCUCAAUUGAAACUAUGUGGAGAUACGAUUAGUGAUAUUGAUAUGUUGGAAAAAAUGUUCUCCACAUUUCAUGCCUCGAAUGUGCUUCUAGAGAAGCAAUAUCGAGACAAAGGUUUCAAAAAGUAUUCUGCACUGAUUUCUCAUCUUCUCGUGGCUGAACAAAAUAAUGAUUUGUUAAUGAAAAAUCACGAGAAUCGACCUACUGGAUCUACACCACUUCCUGAAGUAAAUGAGGUGUACUCCCAUCAAGCUAGACGUGGAAGAGGUCGUGGUUCUGAUCGUGGACGUGGACGUGACCAUAAUUAUGACCAAGAAUGA
Molecule: messenger RNA, 627 nt
Organism: Solanum dulcamara
Lineage: Eukaryota; Viridiplantae; Streptophyta; Magnoliopsida; Solanales; Solanaceae
Exons: 1
Coding region: 1-627 (208 amino acids)
Source: RefSeq, a predicted model, not a curated record